ACUGUACUUGAUUCAAUACAAAACAUAGUCCAUUUAUUUAUUCAGUGCUUUGGCUGGAUAAAGAGGUUACUUUAACCAGGUGUAUAAUGACACCGCCAUAAGGAAAAAAUGGAAGAGGGGUUACCAGAAGCAGACAACCUCUCACGUAUCAAACAAAAAACAGAAGAAGAGGAAGAGAAGGGAGCUAAUGGUUAUGGUGGGGUUUUGAACAAUCUGAUAUCCAACUUGAUUGGUACAACAACAACAACAGUAAACGACAAAUCUGGUGAAAACAUGCCAAAAUCUGAAUGUGAAGAUGAAGAUCAUGAGAAGAAGAAAGAGAGUUCAGGUGCUGGAAUCUUGGAAAAUAUUAUUUCUCAUCUGCCAGACGAUAUUGAAGUUCCAACGACAGGGGAAGCAUCCAUGCUGAUCCACUCUGUGAUUGACUGAAGAAGACUUCAACCACACGUCAUUUCCAUCGUCUCUGUUGCUAGGACUUGUGAUUUUUGUGCUUCUCAGUUCUCUUAGAGAAACUCUUUGUUUUGUUUUUUUUUGGCUUCUUUGUGAAUUUGAAAUCUUCUCCAGAGUCCAGGCUAAACUUGAAUCCAUCAUGCACUUCUCUUGUCUAUUUUUCAGCUCUUCAAUCAAAAACAAAUAAAUAACUCUUUUUUAAUUUUGACAUCAACAAAUAAAUAACUUUUAGUUAAAUAAAUCUAUCUAUAAAUGUUGUGAAGGCAACAAAAAAAUCAAGUUAAAACAUGGAACAAAGAAACGUGAGAGUAAAAAGAAGAAAAAGAGUAUAUUUUGGUAAAAUACAAGCAGAUGGUGAUGUAGAUACAAUUGUAGCAAACGAUCAUUAUUUACACAAAACGCAAAAUAAACAGUUUUUUAAGGAGAGUCUUGUGUCUAAAUCCAAGUUCACAAAGCCUUUGGGACAAAUUCUUAUGGA
Brassica napus (rape) is the source of this 928-nucleotide messenger RNA. RefSeq lists its product as uncharacterized. Lineage: Eukaryota; Viridiplantae; Streptophyta; Magnoliopsida; Brassicales; Brassicaceae. The transcript is spliced from 2 exons. The coding region runs from base 109 to 429 and encodes 106 amino acids. The record is from RefSeq and is a predicted model, not a curated record.